Aspergillus thermomutatus is the source of this 1176-nucleotide messenger RNA. Its product is annotated as MBL fold metallo-hydrolase. The transcript has 2 exons. The record is from RefSeq and is a predicted model, not a curated record. Gene Ontology annotation, molecular function: sulfur dioxygenase activity. Bases 1 to 1176 code for a protein of 391 amino acids. NCBI's taxonomy places the organism in Eukaryota, Fungi, Ascomycota, Eurotiomycetes, Eurotiales, Aspergillaceae. Gene Ontology annotation, biological process: hydrogen sulfide metabolic process; glutathione metabolic process.
AUGACAUCCAUUCAACCUCAACUCUGCAAAAAUUGGCACGCAACAGCGGGUCUGUUGCGGGCGCCUUCCACUGCAGUCCGAGUGGCACUGUGUCCUCUCCACCAACAAGCUGCAAAGAGGUCGGCCUGCACUAUUGGCAAAGCGCCUCUAAGAUUGUCAUCAGGUUAUGCAAGUCCAUUGUCACAAUACCGUGUCCAAAACACACCCACCUCUCCCACCAGACGAUCCCUGCGAUCCCUGAACGGGACCAUCGUUCGAGCAACCUACAGCACUGCAAGCUUGAAACCAGGAGAACCGACCAUUCACGAUGUGUUCGAAAGCAAGACAGGCACCUGGCAAUAUGUGGUUGCUGAUCCAACUACAUCGACAGCCGUCAUCAUCGACCCGGUCCUGGACUAUGACCCCGCCACUCAGGUCAUCACCACGGACUCGGCUGACGCGCUUCUGUCCUUGGUCAAGGAGAAGGGAUACAGAGUCGACAGAAUCCUUGAAACACAUGCACAUGCAGAUCAUCUCACCGCAGCGUCCUAUCUGCAGAAGCGCCUAGCCGAAGAGCAAGGCCAUCGGCCGCCCAUCGGUAUCGGCAAGCGCAUUGGACAGGUGCAGAAGUUGUUUGGCCAGAGAUACGGCAUUCCGGCGGAGGAAUAUGAAGGUGUCUUUGACAAACUGUUCAAUGAUGAUGAGACAUUUACGAUUGGCAACUUGACGGCCAAGGCCAUUCAUCUUCCUGGACACACACCAGACCAUCUGGGAUACCACAUUGGAGACAACAUUUUCUGCGGUGACCUGAUCUUCCAUUCGGAUCUUGGCACCGCGCGCUGUGAUUUUCCCGGUGGCAGUGCAAACAGCCUCUAUCACUCAGGGCGGAAGCUCUUGGGCUUGCCAGAUCACGUCAAGAUCUGGACAGGCCACGACUAUCCUCCUGAGGGGCGCAAGGAUCCCGUCCCCUCCCUGAGCGUCCAGGAGCAUAGGCAGCAAAACAAACACCUUAAAAACGGCGUCACCGAAGAGGAGUUUGUCGCGCUGCGGAAGGAACGUGAUAGGAACCUGGCUGAGCCGAGGCUGCUUCACCAGUCACUGCAGAUGAACAUUCGGGCAGGACGAUUGCCGAAGCCUACAGAGUCGGGGCAACGAUUGCUCCAUAUUCCGUUGAAAUUGAAGGGGUUGACAUGGUAG